This is a messenger RNA of Cyprinus carpio (common carp), 2808 nucleotides long. RefSeq names its product AF4/FMR2 family member 3-like (gene aff1). Gene Ontology annotation, biological process: regulation of gene expression. The record is from RefSeq and is a predicted model, not a curated record. The transcript is spliced from 18 exons. Gene Ontology annotation, cellular component: nucleus; super elongation complex. NCBI's taxonomy places the organism in Eukaryota, Metazoa, Chordata, Actinopteri, Cypriniformes, Cyprinidae. The coding region runs from base 132 to 2678 and encodes 848 amino acids.
CCCUGCUGAGUGGACGCGUCCGCGGAGCUCCGUUCUGCUGCUGAGUUCACUUCAAUCAAACUGCGAUUCAUGAAAAUCAACCUUGAUUUCUAGAUUUGACGAAAUGUGAUAAAUCGGCGGAUCGUGUCGUCAUGAGCGACGGAAAAGCGGCGCCUCACAGCGUACAGUACAAGUCGAGAAUGAGCGGAGGGAGCAGCAGUGUGCAGAUGGAGGAUCGCAACAUGCUGCGACGGAUGGAGAAGGAGAGAAGGAGUCAGGGGGUGCAGCAGGAGGAGAUGCAGUAUGACAGAAUCGCUCCUCUCUUCAGCAAGCCGUAUAAGAGAAUCAAAGAUGAUGAGCUGUCCAGUCUCAUCCAGAGGAUGCUGGGUAAUUAUGAGGAUGGAUAUGACGGACCUGAGGAACUUUGUCCUGCGCUUCCUUAUGACCGUUCCUCACACUUCCCUCACGUGGACGAGCAGUCUGUACAAAAGCAUCGCUCCAGAGACGCUCCAGACUGUGUGUCCGUCUCCGGGCCUCCUUCGGGUGAGAGCUGGGACAGUUUACCGGCCCUGUCUCCCCCGGUGGAGCCGCUGUCCCCUCUACAGUCCAGUGAAUCGGACGGCGGCCCGUCUCCAGAGCGCAGCAGCUCGAGCCGCAGGCCGGACGCGCCUCCGCUGACUCAUGCGCUCCCACUGAAUUUGCACGGAAAACUGGCCAACGCCAAGAAACCCACCGCAUAUGUGAGGCCGACGGUCGGUCAGGAUCAGGUGACCAGCGAUUCUCCCGAACUGAAGGCCUCACCGGAGUCUUAUGAGCACUUACAGGACCUGAAGGAUAGCAGCAAACCAAAGCUUCCUGCUCUGCAGUCGUCUGAUAUUGUGUCUGGUGUGCGUGUGGAGGACAUUCUACAGGAAAUGACCUCGUGGCCUCCACUACUGACGACCAUUUGCACGCCAACCACAGCAGAGCCAACUAAGUUCUCCUCCACUAAUGAGGAGACAUGUGGAUUCCAGACUCUCAAAGCUGAUGAAUCAUCAGACAGAGUUCAGCUGGAAUCUCAAGGUGUUUCCAGCAGCUCCAGUGAUACUGACAGCAGUUCUGAAACAGACAGUGAAAAGAGCAGCAGCCCAGAUGAACCAGCAGCUCCUGAGACAUUACACACACAGCCACAGAAAGAGAGUGACUGGCAGUUAAGACGAUGGUUAGAAAGCAGGGAUCACCAGCAGAACCAUAAGAGCCCAUGUGAUGUCAUCAGGCCAAUCUCCCAGGAUUCCUCAGAAAGGACUGGUUCACAGAGUUGCCAUAGUGACCCGACUAAUGGUGGCAAAGCGUCCGAUCACAGACAGACUGUGGGGAGCAAGAACAGGUGUGAGGAUCCGCUGUUAGAAAGCACAGGCGUGGAGAUUUCCCAGCGUGCUGAAAAUACAUCCACACACAGCGUGAAACACAAGAGAAAGAAAACGGUACAUCACACGGAGCAGAAGAAAAAGACAACAGACAACAACAUCAGCAAACAAACAGACAGGAAACAGACACAUCAGCCGCUGCUGGUGAAGAUAGAGCUGAACCUGCUCUCCAGAAUCCCUCAGGGGCCCAAAUCAGCUCCAUCUCACGCAGAGAGCAACAGUGCAUCAGGACGCAAGAGAGCGGUGAAGAGGGAUGAAAAGUCUUCAAAGAAACAGAAACUGGACAAAGAGGGAAAACACUCUUCCUCCACUCAGCAAAGCCUCCACCAAUCAGAGUACACGAUGAUGAAGAAGAAGAAGAGUGUGAAACACAGCUCAGGUCUUCCUCAGGAGUCGCACAAAGACUCGGGACGUGAGCACCGCUCAGCUGCGGCUCCUGACGGCCAGCAGAAGAAAGCAGAGACUCAAGGGAAGAAAACCUGCAAGAGCCGCAAGGAGCUCCCGGAGAAACCGUGUCCACGAGCGCUGCUGCCGCCCGAUCGCAGGAAACUCUCAGUGGAAGAUCAUUUGAAGGAAGCCAAAAAACUGAAGCACAAAGCAGAUGCUACGCCGGAUAAGAUGGCUAAAGCGCUCCGCUACCUGGAGGCUGCGCUGUCGUUCGUGGAAAGUGGCGUCGCCAUGGAGACGGAGCCGCAGACGCCCAAAUCUGCCUACACCAUGUUCUCGGAAACGGUGGACCUGAUCAGGUUUAUUCUCAAGCUGAAGAACUACACGGAUCCGUCAGCCGCCGCCCACGAGAGAGAUUUCUGCAUCCUGUGCAUGCGAUGCCAGUCUCUGCUGCAGAUGGCCAUGUUCCGCUCCAGACGAGAUUCGGCGCUCAAAUACUCGCGGACGCUCACAGAUCAUUUCAAAGUGUGUGAUCGACAGUGUUGUGCAGGUUAUUCUCACACUGAUUCAGACAGUUUGACAUCAGCCUCAUGGUCUUUUGUUUGUUUUCAGAGCCUGUCGUGGUCUGCGUCUCCCUCUGUGUCCAAGAGUGCCGUCUCGUCUCUGGGCAAUCCUCAGCCCAUCCAGCAGGUGGCGGCGGCGUACGUCAGCAUCACGGCACUCUUCCUGAGUGCUCACGAGACGUGGGAGCAGGCGGACGAGAUCGCUCUCAGAGGCAGCGGUUUGCUGCGAGAGCUGGAUUCAGCUGUUGGUCCUCUGAGUCUGACGUCCUCCACGAGCGCAUUAGUGCAAUACACACGACACGGCCUGCACUGGAUCAGACUCGACACGCAGAACCCGCGCUGAUGCUUCCCUCGACCAGCAGCGGCCUUCAGAGCGUCACAUGAGAUCUGUGAUACACACACACACACACACACUCGCACUCACACACACACACACACACACUCACACACUCACACACACACACACACACACA